AUGGUGGAAAAAGUCGCUUGCUAUAUCAAGGUGGAAGAAGCGCAGGCGGCCCGGAGGAAAGCCGAGAGACCACCUCCAUCUGUCAAUAAGCCGGAAAAAAGGGUACCUCAACCACCCCCUCAAUCUCUUCCACGCGCUCGAGAAGCCAGGCCUACCUUCCAGCCCGGUCCGGAGGUUAGACAGGCCCCUCGAGUCGCAGCUGUGCACGCUCCCCGACCUGGACUGUGGAACACUCGCUUUGGGCCGACAGACCUGGAAGGUCUGGAGCUACCUCACGAUGAUGCCCUUAUCAUCAAGGCCAUUAUUGCCAACAGCCGAGUGGCCCGGGUUUUCGUGGAUACCGAGAGCUCGGUUAAUAUUUUGUUCAGAACCACAUUUGAGGAGAUGCAGAUCGAUGCCACUGAACUCCAGCCCGUGGCCACCUCUCUAUACGGCUUUACAGGCAAUGAAGUGAAGUCAAUGGGUCAGAUCAAGCUGGUCAUAUCUCUUGGCACCGAGCCAUUGGUCGGGGAAGUUAUGGGAGAACAGAAAGUCUCCCGGAGAUGCUAUGUUGAUAUGGUCCAGGUAGAAGCUCGUAAGAAUCAAAGGAUGCAAGAUGGUGGAGUUCAUGCCGUCCAGGAAGAGCCUCCGACCAUGGCUGAAGAACUCAUCCCCUGGGAGGAGGUACAACUAUAUGCUGAACGCCCUGAAACUCUAACUCGCAUAGCAAGCGACCUGCCUCCUUCUCUCAAGGAAGAAUUAGUCCAAUGCUUAAUCCGCAACCAGAAUGUCUUCGCAUGGUCUACAGAGGAGUUACCUAGAGUUAAGCCUGAAGUAGCAGAACACAAGUUACAUCUACUACCGGACUCCCGACCGGUCAAACAUAAGAAAAGGAACUUCUCGGCCGACCAGAACAAAAUAAUCAGAGCCGAGGUGGAUCAGCUCAAGAAGGCAGGCCACGUCCAAGAGGUGCAGUUCCCAUCCUGGCUCUCCAAUGUAGUCUUAGUAAAGAAGCCCAACAACAAAUAG
This is a messenger RNA of Zingiber officinale, 1008 nucleotides long. RefSeq lists its product as uncharacterized. Lineage: Eukaryota; Viridiplantae; Streptophyta; Magnoliopsida; Zingiberales; Zingiberaceae. The coding region runs from base 1 to 1008 and encodes 335 amino acids. The transcript has 3 exons. The record is from RefSeq and is a predicted model, not a curated record.